Molecule: messenger RNA, 681 nt
Organism: Alternaria conjuncta
Lineage: Eukaryota; Fungi; Ascomycota; Dothideomycetes; Pleosporales; Pleosporaceae
Exons: 2
Coding region: 1-681 (226 amino acids)
Source: RefSeq, a predicted model, not a curated record
AUGUCCGGCGACUUUUACUAUCCCCUCGCUCCACUCUAUGUCAACGUCAACGACAAGGUGGAACUGUCGUGGUGGUCAACGUUUGCCGAACGACUACAGUUCUGGUGCUAUGAGGCCAGCACCAAUCCAGAUCUAGGUUACAUAUACGAGUACGACAUUCCGCAGAAUGGCACUCAAGAUCUAGCGCUGCCAAUGCUGGAGCAGGACGUGAAAGAUUGGAGCGGGCCUGUCAGUUGCGGUGUCAAGUUUUACGAGAAGGGUGGAACCGCGUAUAUCUACGCCGCUUCAGUCACCAUAAGCUCUGUUGCGACUCAGCCCGCAUCAGUCUUUGCUUCGGCGUCGACAGUCACGUAUGAGCGCACCACGACAAGCGCGUCUGCUUCGGGCACGGCAUCUACCGCCGUCAACACAGGCAAUACAGCACCGCCAACCGUGACGCCCACCAAUCCAGUCGUCACCGCAACCACGAGCGACAGUGCUGGUCUGUCCACAGGCGCAAAGGCUGGCAUCGGCGCCGGCAUUGGUGUUUCCGCAGUGCUUGUCGCGGCGGCUGCCUAUCUGUUCUAUCGCAACCACCGCAAGCUGAAAGACCUUAACUCACGACUUAGCUACCAAUCUCAAGCGGAGCAGUUCAACAAGCCUCCGGGUGUUGCGGUCGCGCCUUAUAGAAGCAAUAGAUAG